AUGGACGACAGAGACAAAUCCGAUAGGCGAAACAGAGAUCGACACUCCGAACGUGACCGCGAUCACAAGCAUCAUCGGACCCGCCACGAUUCCGAUGACCACCGUCAUCAUCGAUCGGACCGGAAUGCCAAACACGAACACAAAACUAAGGACCGAGAGGGAAGCAGAUAUAGGUCUAAAGUGAAGCGCGAUGAAGAGAUGGAAGAUUCAGUGGAGCCGCGACACUCUCCGCAUUCUCACAAACGGAAGUAUAGGGAACACAGUGACGAUCGGGAUUUGGAGGAUAAGAGAAUUAGGGUUUCUGAAGAGAAGAGGGAAGUGAAGAAGGAGCUUAGGAAGUUUGGUGAUAAAGUGAAGAAAGAUGAAGAUUAUGAUAGUGAGCCCAAGAUCAAGGAGGAAGUCACUAAUGGUGCCCAUGGCUUUGCCUCUUCCAAAGACAACGCUUCUGUGCAUAAUGGCGUUGCGGCCGGAUCUCCUGCCGUGGUGCAUGCUAGUGUGCCACAGACAUCUUUGCCCCCUCCUCCUCCCAUUCCUAUUAAGGUAUCUUCAAUUUCUACCACAAAUGAAAAUAAGGGCGUUAGUAUUACCAUGUCUCAUGAGGUUACUGGAAAAUCUAGUACAGAUGGGUCUUCUUCAAUUGCUGGGAAACCUGGAAGCCUCUCUAUUGAUGCCUUAGCUAAGGCUAAGAAGGCUUUACAAAUGCAGAAAGAGUUGCCAGAAAAGCUCAAGAGAAUUCCUCAGAUUGUAACACCAGAUGGUGCUAUCCCUCGGAAACCAACCAAGGCUCCUGUUCUUCGUCUUGAUGCCCAGGGACGGGAAAUUGAUGAGCAUGGAAAUGUUGUUAAUGUAACUAAGCCAAGCAACCUUAGCACAUUAAAGGUCAAUAUUAAUAAACAGAAGAAGGAUGCAUUUGAAAUACUAAAACCUGUAUUGGAAGUUGAUCCUGAAUCUAAUCCUCAUUUUGAUGAAAGGAUGGGUAUCGACAAAACAAAGCUCCUGCGGCCCAAGAGGAUGAAUAUUCUGUUUGUGGAGGAAGGAAAAUGGUCAAGAGAUGCUGAAUCAAUAAAAUUGAAGAGUAAAUAUGGAGAAGCUCAAGCAAAAGAGCAGAAGGCCAAGCAAGCACAACUAGCAAAGGCAAAGGCUGCUCCUGAUAUAAAUCCGAACUUAAUAGAUAUAACAGAGAGAGUUGUAUUUAAAGAAAAACUGAAGGACCAAAUCCCUGAAAUUGAGUGGUGGGACGUGGCACUUCUGCAUUCUGGAAAUUAUGGUGACAUCGCUAACGGAACUGUAGGUGAAGACAAGCUGAAAAUGGAAAAAAUCACCUUUUAUGUGGAGCAUCCUCGUCCCAUUGAACCACCUGCUGAGCCUGCCCCUCCACCACCUCAACCCCUCAAGCUAACCAAACAGGAGCAGAAGAAACUCAGGACCCAAAGGCGAAUAGCUAAGGAGAAAGAGCGGCAGGAGUUGAUUAGACAGGGUGUCAUUGAACCGCCAAAACCAAAAGUCAAGAUGAGCAAUUUAAUGAAAGUACUAGGGACUGAAGCAACUCAAGAUCCCACUAGGCUUGAAAAGGAAGUACGUAAUGCAGCUGCUGAGCGUGAGCAGGCUCACAUAGAUAGGAAUAUUGCACGCAAGCUUACUCCUGCUGAGCUGCGUGAGAAGAAGGAAAGGAGGCUAUUUGAUGACCCAAACACAUUAGACACACUUGUCUCACUUUACAGGAUUAAUGACCUCUCUCAUCCAAAAGCCCGCUUUAAACUCGAUGUUAAUGCUCAAGAAAACCGUUUGACUGGAUGUUCUGUGAUUUGUGAUGGUAUUAGUGUUGUUGUGGUUGAAGGUGGAAGCAAGUCAAUUAAGAGGUAUGGGAAACUUAUGCUUAGACGUAUAAAUUGGAGUGAUUUUUCUAAAGAGAAAGAAGAAGACGAAGAUUCAGAUGAUGACAAGCCUGUCAAUAAAUGUGUUCUGGUAUGGCAAGGGAGUAUUGCCAAACCAAGCUUCAAUAGGUUCAGUGUUCAUGAUUGCAUCCCUGAAGCAGCUGCUCGGAAAGUUUUUGUGGAUGCUGGAGUUCCUCAUUAUUGGGACCAAGCUGUCAACUACGUAGAUGACGAAGCUUCUUCAAUUGUCUUCUAA
This is a messenger RNA of Vicia faba (fava bean), 2130 nucleotides long. NCBI's taxonomy places the organism in Eukaryota, Viridiplantae, Streptophyta, Magnoliopsida, Fabales, Fabaceae. The record is from the annotation of a GenBank genome assembly.